Messenger RNA from Nezara viridula (southern green stink bug), 213 nucleotides. NCBI's taxonomy places the organism in Eukaryota, Metazoa, Arthropoda, Insecta, Hemiptera, Pentatomidae. The record is from the annotation of a GenBank genome assembly.
AUUUGAUUUUUUUUUCAGGUGAAUUUCUACUCUAUCUUAUUUCGGGUGAAGAUUCCUUCUCUGAAAACAGAAAUUUUAAGUAAGGAAUUUGGCAGAAACAUGAGCGCUAAAUGGACCAUGGAAUUUGUUCAGAUAAUAUUUUUACUGGUUGCUCUUAUCUUUCUUCAGAUAAGGCUGAUUCAUAAGAUAGCCGAGCAAAUGGUUCUGUGGUAA